AUGAUAAUUUGGAGUCGACCUUGAAGGUCAUUCUGGCUGAAGAGCAGUUUUUAAAAACAUAAGAGCGCAAUUAAAUGCCUUCUGAACAAUGGGGUGGGGGAUAUAUGGGGAGGAUUAUUUAUCAAACAUACUUCAAGUCGUUUUUAGAUGUCUGGUUAAUUAUUUAAGAAAGGCAAAAAAGUGUGUGUGUGUGUGGGGGGGGGCAAAUUUUGUGUUAUUUAUAUUACACAUACAAAUCUUUUGCAUCAGCCCUCUUGCUUUCUGCUCAAUAAACUGAAUUUAACAUGCCAUGACAGAAGCUUAACCUCCGACUUUUCUGAUGUCCCAGAAUGUAGCAUGAGCCCGCCCACAACUGAACACGUGGUUGAAGUGAGGAAGUAGUUUCUAAACAGAGCUUGACCUUAAAAACGCAAGAAAAAUAUGCUGGCAAUAUAUGUACUGUAGUAUUGUCACUGUACUUUAUUUAAUGUAUGAGAAGUAAAUGUAGCUGCUGUUCUAAUGGAUCCUAAUCUGUUUUAUUGGAAAAGCCAAGGACAGACUUUCAUCAGUCGACUACAGAUCUGGGUUAAUCUUCUUGAUCCAACCUCUCUGCUUUCCUCUGAUGCUGAAAUACAGAGUGCCCACGCUCUUCUUGAAAGUGGAGAGAAUCAACAUGAAAAGGAUGGACAGGCAUUGACCCUUUCACUUUCAUCCGUCCACGCUGAUUCUGGUGCUGCUCUUCCACUAGUUUUCCGACCUCCAGCACUGUUGCCAAUAUCAGCACCUCUGGUUGUUGCCAGCUUUUUGCCACAUAGCAAUGUCAAACCCGCUCUGUUUUGGCAGUUUUUGCUGCAGAGUUACAGUGCUGGGUUCAACUAUGCAAACAGAAAUUCUUCAUCAGAGCAGGGUAAGAAGAUGUCUUUAAAGCAGCUUCUGUUGAUCGCUGGAACGGUUUCCUAUGCAACAUGUGCAGGGGCCCUUCCUCAAAUUUUCAUUAACCGACUUGGUGUGAGAAGCGCGCCAAUCCAGACUUUCUUUAGGUCGAUAGUACCAAUCCCACUCUCAGCUGCACUGGCCUUCUUCAAUGUGUUUACCGUCAGAAGUGAAGAGUCAGAAACCGGGAUCCAAGUGUUUGACUCCAGUGGAAAUCCUCUCGGCUUCUCUAAAGCAGCAGGAGAGAAGGCUGUGAGGGAAACUGCUUUGUCAAGAGCGGCACUGUUUGGUACCACUGCUGCUGUUCCUAAUCUCAUGGUUUUGCUGCUACAGAGAACAAGACCUUUCCAGAGGAACUCCCUGCUGGUCGCUCCUCUCCGUCACAUAAGUGUUGCGUUUGUUUUAGGCUUGAUGAUCCCGGUCUCAUUCAGUCUCUUUCCACAACUGGGAACGAUAAGGAAGGAAAACGUUGAGCAGGAGCUGCGGGCAGCGGCGGACAACGGACAAUUAUACUACCACAGAGGACUCUGAGGAGAUGUUUUAUUUAGGAGAUUACUGGAUUAAAUGUCUUCUUUUACAUGAUGCAGAUGAAAAUGUACCAUGCAUGUAACAGACUCAAAGAUGAAACGCAGCUUUAAAACAAGCAAGAAGCUACUUUUUACUUUUAUUUAUUUAGUAGGAAUAUUCGGUGUGCCUAUGGAUAGGAAGCAUUACAUCAAUUCAUGAAAAUACAUUUAGUUUUCAAACUUACAUGAGCUUUUCUAUUUAUUGCACUCUGAAAUACUGAGCCACAAAACCAUACUUCUGGCAGUGUGGUUGAAAAUGUACUCUGAACUGUCAAACAACAGCGCUAAAUAUAUAUCGAUUAAAAAAACACACAUAAUGCAAUAUAAAUCAAGCUCUUUUGCUACCUAUCGUCUUUUAUAAAACAUUUUGAAAAAGCCUCAUAAUACAACACAAUUUGCUUGUAUUUCAGUUGUUUGCAACACUAAAGUCAUUAGUAAAAUACAAAAUGUGACAUUGUUUAUAAAAAAUGUAAAUAAACCCACAUUGUGCAAUGUC
This is a messenger RNA of Micropterus salmoides (largemouth bass), 1974 nucleotides long. It is a transcript of the gene sfxn4, whose product is annotated as sideroflexin 4. Gene Ontology annotation, cellular component: mitochondrial inner membrane. The transcript is spliced from 14 exons. Gene Ontology annotation, biological process: mitochondrial transmembrane transport; monoatomic ion transport. NCBI's taxonomy places the organism in Eukaryota, Metazoa, Chordata, Actinopteri, Centrarchiformes, Centrarchidae. Bases 499 to 1443 code for a protein of 314 amino acids. The record is from RefSeq and is a predicted model, not a curated record. Gene Ontology annotation, molecular function: monoatomic ion transmembrane transporter activity.